CUACUAAUUUUGAGUCUUCUGGUCAUGUUGGGAUCGAUACACACCCUAUCAAGUUUAAACAACUCUAAUUUCUCUUUGAGAUUGAUAAAUCUAGCAUAUAGCAUUUGACUUAGUCCAAGCCCACAAACUCAUCGUCGAUUGGACCGGGCUUAAUCGAGUUGCCUGCCGAGCUGAGCCGAUCUGAACAACUUGGUUCAAUCAUCGAACUCUUUAGUUCCUAGUUUCCAUCAAUCACCCAACCAAACCCUUUUAAAUUCAUUUUGGAUUCUCGCCAUCUCUCAAUUCUAUUUCCUAUCGGCCACCCAAACGCACAUAGAGACGAAGAACUCUUUCAGGGCUCCUCGUGCCCCGUGCGGGCAUCUAAUUCCGAACCAGAGAAGAAAGACAGUACGAAUCUCUGAUGACUAAAGUAAUUGCAGAUCAAACCAGCGCAUAUUGUUUGUAAGAUAUGAUGAGAAGGAGCUACCUGUCAUGCCCGGUUGGCUUGCACACAUUCCAUUAGUCUAAUCUGUUGGUUCCGCAACUCCCCGGAUUUCACCGGAUCCGCCUUGCAUAGACCACGGACGCACUCCCGCGGGAUCGAUGUGACUUGCAACGAAUCAUGAGACAUUUCGUGGCCCUCAAUGUGUUUGAUGAAUUGACGAAUUCGCAUGGGCUGGCUUCUCUCGGCAAGCUCACUACUAAAAGGUUCAACAGUAUGGCGUUGGUCGUGCUUAUCCGAGUUGGUAGAAGAUUCACUCCACCGCUCGUGCGCGCCUUUGGUUUUCCUCUCUUUCUUUAAUGGAUUAGUUUGUUUAGUACUCUAAGCUCACCGAACCCCGCCCUCGUUUAAGAACUGCCGGCCUCCGACUCCUCUCCCUCUCAUCCCUCGCUCCGCAAGAUACGCAGACGGAAAAAGAAGCUCAACUUAAAGAGAUUGGAGAUCAGGAAGCGUACCAGGCCAAAGGAGAUGGUCUCAGGAUUCCACCGUUCCGUGUCUCUGCCGGGAUCGAACCGCCUCGAUGAGCCCUGCCACCUCCGCUCCACCAGCCUCCCCUGCCGCUCCCACCCGGCCCUCUCCCACCUCAUCGACCAGAUCCGCUCCUGCCUGGAUCCCUGCACCCGCUGCUCCUCCCCCGCCGCGGGGCUCGGCCGGAUCGACCGUCUCCUCGCAGCCCUCGACGACCUCCUCCGAUUACCUCAGGCCCAGGACACGCUCCGAGGCGGACCCGCCUGGGUCGACCGCCUUCUCGACGGCUUCCUACGCCUCGUCGACGCCCACGGCUCCCUCCGCUCCGUCGUCACAGCCCUCGGGCAAGACCACGCGGAGGCCCGGGCCGCGAUCCGGCGGCGCGACCCCGUGCGGCUCGCCUCCGCCGCGCGGUCCCACCGCCGGGCGGAGAAGGAGCUCGCCAGGCUCGCCUCGACCGUCAAGGAUCUCGCCAGAUCUCGGUCCCUGAACCCGGGGCUGUGGGCGGAGGAGGCCGAGGCCGAGGUUGCCGGCAUCAUCGCGGAAGCGGUGGCGGCAACGGCGGCCACGUCGAUGGCGGUUUUCUUGGCGAUCGCGGCGGUGUCAUCGUCGGCCGCCACCUCGAUGUCGAAGGGUUCUUGGACGGAUCGGGCGUUGAGGAGGGCAUGGAAGAAGCGAAGCGAGGAAGGGGCGAUGAAGGCGAUGGAGGAGAGCAUGGAGGGAUUGGAGGAGGGAAACGGGAGGGUGUUCAGGAGUCUGGUGAACACGCGAGUCGCGCUUCUUAAUAUACUAACGCCCUCUUUGUAGAGUUUGGCGCCAAAUCUUAGAAUUUGAAAUCAAAUGAGAAAUGUACAGUGUGCAAAAUAAUCAUCAUAUCAAACAA
This is a messenger RNA of Musa acuminata subsp. malaccensis (wild Malaysian banana), 1832 nucleotides long. NCBI's taxonomy places the organism in Eukaryota, Viridiplantae, Streptophyta, Magnoliopsida, Zingiberales, Musaceae. The record is from RefSeq and is a predicted model, not a curated record.